Molecule: messenger RNA, 1626 nt
Organism: Medicago truncatula (barrel medic)
Lineage: Eukaryota; Viridiplantae; Streptophyta; Magnoliopsida; Fabales; Fabaceae
Product: protein ATAF2
Exons: 3
Coding region: 102-959 (285 amino acids)
Biological process (GO): regulation of DNA-templated transcription
Molecular function (GO): DNA binding
Source: RefSeq, a predicted model, not a curated record
AACCACAACUUCUUCAUUUCUCACAACUUCGAACGAACUCACUUCAAUAUCAAUCAACACAACACAACACAGAAGAAGAGAAAGAAGAAUAUACGACGCGAAUGCAAGGAGCAUUAGAGUUACCACCUGGCUUCAGAUUUCACCCUACUGAUGAUGAGCUUGUGAAUCACUACUUGUGUAGAAAGUGUGCUUCCCUUCCAAUUGCUGUUCCUAUUAUCAAAGAAAUUGAUUUGUAUAAGUUUGAUCCAUGGCAUCUUCCAGAAAUGGCUCUUUACGGUGAGAAAGAGUGGUAUUUUUUCUCUCCAAGGGAUCGAAAAUAUCCAAACGGUUCACGGCCGAACCGGGCUGCGGGAACCGGAUAUUGGAAGGCGACCGGAGCUGAUAAGCCGAUUGGAAAGCCUAAGGCACUUGGUAUAAAGAAAGCACUCGUUUUCUAUGCUGGCAAAGCUCCCAAAGGAAUUAAAACCAAUUGGAUCAUGCAUGAGUAUCGUCUUGCUAAUGUUGAUAGAUCCGCUUCAAAAAAUAACCACAAUUUAAGACUCGAUGAUUGGGUGUUGUGUCGAAUUUACAACAAGAAAGGGAAGAUUGAGAAAUACAAUGACACAAAACCACCAAUGUUUUCUCAAUUUGAGAAUGAGACAAAGCCUCAUAUCAAGAUGAACAUGAACGGCCAGGAUGAUCAAUUGUACACUGACACAUCAGAUUCGGUGCCACUGUUUCAUACCGACUCAAGCGGUUCUGACCACGUGGUUUCACCGGAUGUCACGUGCGAUAAUAAGGAAGUUCAAAGUGAGCCCAAGUGGAAUGAAUUUGUUCUGGGCUCAGACCCAGUUUCAGCCUUUGAUUUUCAGUUGAAUCUUAUGGAUGAUGCUGAAGAUGACCCUUUUGCCCCUCAAAUUCAAUACCAAAUCAAUCAGCUUUCGGGUUGGCAAGAUGUGUUUAUGUACCUGCCCAAGUAAUUUUCAUUUUCAUUUGUUAUUUUCGUUAGUAAUAGAAAUAGGUCAUGGUCAUGGGGUUUGAAAAUUGAAAAUGACUAUUUGGGAGGAUUGGGGAUCCUAAAAUUGGAGGGGUCCCAUGGAUAUUUUAAAUUGGUUGGAGACAAAAGUCACAUUCACAUGUACCUACCAAACAAAAAUACUAACUGCAACUGCAAGUGGAGCUUCUAAUGGUGCAUGUGUGAUCUUGGGUAGGUAAUUACUAGGGAUUGUUGAUUUUGGGCUGAUAUUGAUUUAUCAUUAGUAUGGUUGAAAUUUAAGAAAAGUGGGGUCAUUUAUUUGUAACUAAAACAAUAAGCAAAAGAGGAGUGUUAUUUGAACAACCAAUUUAAUGAUAAUUUAUUUGACAAUCAUAACUUAUAAUGAAAAAAAUAGUAUUGGCAUCGAUACCCUAGCAAUAGAGAAAUAAAAGUUAAAAAUAAUGUGAGUAGGUGAGAGAGAGUUGUUAUAAAGAUUGUAUCAAAUGAAUGUUCAAAUGUCAUUUUUCUAAGCAAAAUGAUCUCGAUUCUAAAACUAGGUGAAUAUUCAAUUAUAGCAUGUUAUUAGGGGUAUAUGGUAGCUAGUGUUAACAUGUAAGGAUUAUUGUAGAAAAUUCUUCUUCCAUUUCUAUUAUUUUAGUAGAAUUUUUUAA